GUGAUCAAUUCACCACUGUUAGGUGAUAGCUAAUGCUUAUGACGCCACUACCAACAGUUGAAACCGCAUUUUCUUUGCUCCUCCAGCAAGAAAGGCAGAAUAUGGACCCCAAUGAGUGCAAGGCCCUGGUCGUGGCUGGUCUAAAUCAAUCCUCUCAUGAAUUUGCACUAGCUGGAAGAGGAAGAGCUGCUAGAGGCAGAAGGGGAAGAUCCGGAUCAGGAAGAAGUGGAAGAGGUUUCAAGCAAUGCACAUUUUGGGGUAGAAGCAAACACAUUGAGAAUGUGUGUUACUGUAAACCUGGCUUUCCACCUCAUAUGAAAGACAAUGGAAGGGAAAGUGUGGUCAAUAAUGUGACAAUUGGCACUACUGAUGAAGUAAAUGAGAAAUUCAGCAAAUCCGCUGGGAUAGUGAAUGGGAGUUCUGAAGUCAACUUCUCAACAGAACAGAAGCUUGCACUAUUGGCUCUCUUGGAUCAACAAAGAUCAACAAGCACCACUCACAAUGUCAAUCAAGUUCUCACACUCCCAUCCACACCAGUGAGAUACAGGAUUGUCUCUCCAAGAAAAUGAUUGGAGUAGCUGAACAAAGACGAGGACUCUAUGCAUUUGAAAAUUUGAAAACAGUAGCAUCAACAACGAUGAAUUCAGCACUGACAUCAAUAGGAAUGCUUGGGAGCUCAAGUACAUUAGGCACUACAAAAGCAUGACAUCUUAGAUUAGGUCACAUUCCCAUUCAGAGAUUAAAUGUAAUGUAAACAAAAUACGAUUUCAUUGAUAAUAAGGGUGAUGUAAACCCAUGUGACUCAUGUCAUUUUGCAAAACAAAAAAGAAUUUCUUUUCCUUUUA
Arachis ipaensis is the source of this 845-nucleotide messenger RNA. RefSeq lists its product as uncharacterized. Lineage: Eukaryota; Viridiplantae; Streptophyta; Magnoliopsida; Fabales; Fabaceae. The record is from RefSeq and is a predicted model, not a curated record.